AUGAACGAUAUACAGCACCAUAUAAGGAAUCUAGUUUUUAAUACUUGUGACCAUAUCAAGAAGGAAAUUUACCUUCUCAAAAUAAAUCAUAAUUUCCCUAUAACCAUAAAGCUACUUUUCUCCUUUCCACAGAUCCUCCUUCUGCUCAGUUUGGCAGCCAUCGUUGCCGCAGACAGCCGUAAGAUUUAUCGCCCAACUCAGUCUUCCCAGGAAACCUCCGAGUCCUCCGAAGAAUCCUACGAGUCUUCGGAAGCCAAAUACAGCUUCAACUGGGCCGUCAGCGACGACUCCUCAAGCAACGAGUUCGGACACCAGGAGGCCCGUGACGGAGACCACACUCAGGGAUCGUACUACGUGCAGCUUCCCGACGGCCGCCUGCAGACCGUCAAGUACUUCGUGGACGGCGACUCCGGCUACGUGGCCGAAGUCAACUACGAGGGCGAAGUCUCCGACGAGUCUAACUCUUCCGAGUCUGAGGAGGAUGUAUCAGUAUACGAGUCGUAGUAAAGAAAAAGUUGAAUUAAUAUGUAUAAGGACUGUUACUCUUGUUUGUUUAAAUACAUGAUGAUAAAGAAAACACGA
Molecule: messenger RNA, 582 nt
Organism: Penaeus chinensis
Lineage: Eukaryota; Metazoa; Arthropoda; Malacostraca; Decapoda; Penaeidae
Product: cuticle protein-like
Exons: 3
Coding region: 1-504 (167 amino acids)
Cellular component (GO): extracellular matrix
Source: RefSeq, a predicted model, not a curated record